Messenger RNA from Paramuricea clavata, 3055 nucleotides. The record is from the annotation of a GenBank genome assembly. NCBI's taxonomy places the organism in Eukaryota, Metazoa, Cnidaria, Anthozoa, Malacalcyonacea, Plexauridae.
AUGAGGCAACUGCAACCUCUGGUAAGUAGGUAUUAUUAUUAUCAUUGCCAUUACCAUUGUCUCUAUUAUUACACAACUAUAUAUUAAACAAAUUUCCAUUAUUAUUAUUAUUAUUAAUAUUAAUAGAACAAGAUUCUACAAUCGUUAUGUUUUAUCGAAACUCUCCUGGCAUCUUACUAUUACAUCAAUUUCAAAAACCUGGAUUUUGGAAAACCUGGAUUCUUUAUUUACGCAAUAUGUUCGCAAAUGGCUUGAGGUACCUAUUUCUGGAACGCUGAGUAACAUCUACAUAACCAGCGACAAAUUUGGUCUUAACAUCACCCCCCCCCCUCCCAUCAACUAAGUUUUUACAAUGCCAGGUAACAAUUCGGAAUACUUUAAAAUCAUCUCCUAAUGAAUCAAUAAUCCAUCUCUGGAAGUCAACAACUAAUCAUGCUAAUAUUCAAUACGACCAAUACAGUUCGACGAAGGAAGUGAUUAAGUCAUUUCGUGAUGUUCAAGAAGAUAAAUUAACAAACCAACUAACAUACCAAGGCUCAUUCUUUACCAGUGUAUUAAGAUUUUCCUUAACCCAAGUAAAUACGAUCUGGCAAGCCUGUCAGUCCAAAUUGCCUAAAAACAUUUUCAACUUUACCAUUCGUUAUAUAAACAAUUCGCUGCCAAUCCGUAAGAACCUUCAAAGAUGGGGGCUAUCCUCGUCUUCUGAAUGCUUGUUCUGCAUUAAUCCUGAAUCUCUAUUACACGUCGUCGCUGGUUGCAGUUCCUACCUCGAUCGAUUAUUACUUGGAGACAUGACUCAAUUCUAAAUUUCAUUGCUGAUAACCUUCCAUCAGAACAUAUCCGGACCAUUUAUGCUGAUACAUUGUCGUCAUUCUCUAAUCUUUCUACAAUCACUGGUGAUGAUUAUCGGCCUGAUUUACUAAUUUUGACGAAAGACAAUUGUCUGUAUAUUCUGGAAUUAACCGUUGGAUAUGAGACUAACCUCAGAAAUAACGUUAACAGGAAAUACUCCAAGUAUAAAGAUAUGAUUAUGGAACAAAAGAAAAAAGGUGUGUUUGACAAGGAAUCUUCUGGUUUUAUAGACAUGUUAGAACAUUUUAAUUUAGAUAAAGCUCAUGUAAUAUACGUUAUUAAAAUGAUUAUUAAUAUUGCAAUAAGGUCAACCUACUACAUAUUUUGUUGUCGAAAUAAGAACUGGGUGAAUCCGGACUUGAUGAAACUUUAAAAUUUUUAUUGUAUAAGUAUGUAUUUAGAGUAAUAGAGUAAAUUUAAUCGUGUACAUGUGUUAUAAAAUCAUUUAAUAGUAAUAUAUCAAGUUGCCAAUUGUAAAUUACCUGAUAUAGUGAGAUUUGCAGUUGUAAGUUUAGAAAAUUAAAUAAAGUUACCAUUAAUACUUAUAUAAUGUUCUGAUUGAGCUUUUUUAAUUUAGAUACGACCCACGCAUCCGAACCGUCAAAGAAAUUAUUACGAUCAACAGUAAACGCAUCAAGUAAAACAAAAUCAAAAUAUGUGUUGGCUCCUGUUUGCAUCAUUUGUAAGAAAAAGUCUCUUGUGACUGGAACAGUAAGUAAACGUAUUUAUACUGAUAAGCAUGUUAAGCAUAAUGAACAUGGUAACGAUGAUUUUUACCUAUUUGAUAGAACUCUCGAAAACGAAAGGAAAAACGGUUGGUGAGUGCAGAAACCAUUGACGGGGGAAGAUUGAGAGAAGCAGCUACGAGAAAAGGGGUCGAAAGUAUCCUUUUACAAAUUGCUGACAAGGACUGCGCGGCAUUAGAAGUAAACUACCACAGACGGUGUUAUCAACGAUACCCAAAUUUUGUAAGACGCACCGAUGUAACAAAAGACGAUGAUGAAGUUCGUGCUAAGUGCAAAUACGAGGAAUCCUUUAACUUUUUUUGUGAACGGUUUGUGAAAGAAAAAUUAAUUGACAACGAGGAGAUUUACUACAUGAAGAAAAUUGAAGCGGAAUUCGUCAGAACUGUUGCGACAAUCGAGAACUGCGAUGCAUCGGGCUAUAGGAGAUUUCGCUUGAAGGAGAGGUUGAUAAAAAGAUUUUCCCAGCUGGUUUUCCAGACACCGUAAUGAACGCAACAGAAGUGAGAUAUCAUCUAUGCUCAAAGUAUCUGUCAAGGUGUCGUGGCGGAAUAUUACUUAAAUGAAGAAAGUGAAACGUCGCAAAGUGAGAUGGAGAGUGAAGAUGAAGUCUUGGAUUACCUGUUGUUAAAGAACCACGAAAAGGUGACUACACUGAGAGAGGUUUAUGACAUGGCCGUAAAAACCACGGGGCAGCGGGGACUUGAGCCCCCCUAACUUUUCAGUAGUAGCAGAGGGCUGAGCUCCCUAUAAAUUAUAAUUUCUAAGUGAAUCUGGAAGUGAAUGCACAGUUGCAUAUGCACGUUUUGAGUUUGCUUUAUGAUCAUAAUAUUUUAUUGUAAAACACGAGAUGAAUAAUAAUGACAAUUGAUUAAUUCUAAGUGGUUACAUUAUCCAUGACAAACUGCGAAGAAUCAUAUUAUCCAUACUUUCCUGCAACUUCCCCAAUAUAUAGUUAAUUAAAUACACUUUCGCCCAUUUAGUACUACUAAAUUGUAAGCAAAUUGUAAAUUUCGACAUACUAAAACGCUGUUUUCUGGCCAUUUGAAUUCUGUCAAAACUUCCCCAAUGUCCAGGAAAUGGCAUUUCAGAGACUCUAAAUUUAAGGCCUUUAUUUAGGCCUUCCGCCCUCGUUCUCAGCCCCCCCCCCAAUAAAAAAGAGCUUCCUACGGCACUGCAUGCUUCUGUAAUAUGUUUGUGCGUAAAAUAUGCGUAUUUUUGUUUGUAAAUAGCGUCUUCAUUUUCCGGAUAGCAAACACCUUCGUGGCUAAUUCGUAGGCCAUGAAAUAUUCGGAAAUUUUUCUCGUCAAUCGGAAAUUUUUGGCCUACACCCACCCCCCCCCCAAACUAUACAUGCUAGCUACGGCCCAGAUUCUUAUUAUAGUAUUAUACUAUAUUAUUAUGUAUUGUAAAACGUUUUUUCUAUUUAGCUUCUCAGCACGUUCGGGGAAUCUUUCUAA